AGAAGACAUUUCGAGAGUGGGAGGGCAUAACAACAUGGCGCUAGAAAACACAACAACUAAUCGCUCAAACAACUGAGCGACAUAUUACCCAAAUAACAGGGUUGUAAAGUAGUUGACAACUCUCGAGCAGUAAAGCUAGACAGCGUAGGAAACAUAGCAUCUAGGAUAAGUCACGUGGCUCAGGGUAGCCAACUUGUGAGCCCGUGCAGAGCCGCAGCAUGUCUGUGCACUUUGAGGAGAAGAGCGGGGUCGUCCCCUGUAAGACUCCGUGGGGGUCCUGGUACCAGACUAUGGAGGAGGUUUUCAUCGAAGUCAACGUGCCCCACGGGACCUCUGCUAAAGAGGUCAAGUGUCGUUUGGGAUCCAGAGACAUCGAGCUGCAUGUCAGAGGCAAUGAAAUAUUCAAGGGCAGGUUGUUUGACACAACCAUGUCUGACGAGGCCACAUGGACACUAGAGGACAAGUGUCUAAUCCGGAUCAUAUUGAUGAAGACAAACAGAGAGGCAGGAAACUGCUGGUCGUCCCUGCUGGAGGGAGAGUACUGUGCAAAUGCCUGGGUCCAGGACCAGAUGCAGAGAAAGCUCACUCUGGAAAGGUUCCAGCGGGAGAAUCCUGGAUUUGACUUCAGCGGUGCAGAGAUCUCUGGGAAUUUUGCAGGUGGUGGUCCGGACUUCUCCAGCUUACAGAAGUGACAGAUUCCAUGUUGAGUGCUGGAGAUACGUGCUCUGCCUAAGGACAGCUUCAUGACAUGCAGAGAAGUGAAUUAAUCAGAUUUGCUGCUGUCAGUAGUUGAGAAUAUAUUUGCCUUCCGAACUGAAAGUUGGGCGGUAUUCAUGAUUUUACUGUCUGAGAGACACUGUCACAGGAGCCUUCACGUCUUUUUAGUUCAUUGGAAUUAUUCACCUGUCAAGAAGCCUGUGAAAUGUUUUCCUUCAAUAAUGAGAAGACCGCAAAGCAAUAGCUUUUCAAUAAAGUUUUAUUGAAAGGUACAAGUA
This is a messenger RNA of Labrus mixtus (cuckoo wrasse), 995 nucleotides long. RefSeq names its product NudC domain containing 2 (gene nudcd2). The record is from RefSeq and is a predicted model, not a curated record. Bases 219 to 692 code for a protein of 157 amino acids. Gene Ontology annotation, cellular component: cytoplasm. The transcript is spliced from 4 exons. NCBI's taxonomy places the organism in Eukaryota, Metazoa, Chordata, Actinopteri, Labriformes, Labridae. Gene Ontology annotation, biological process: protein folding.